CAAGAAUCACCAUGUCCGACUACCAAUCCAUCGCCGCCCGCAAACAACAGCACCUGGACUCGCUCAUCCCCCCCGAAUGGCGUCUGGACGCCUCGCAGAUCCCUGCGGGGAUGCUCUCCCGCGCUGACUCCAUCACGCAGACCUCCUCCUACGAGAGCAUCAAUGUCACCGCCAUCCCCCGAACCUGUGGCCUUCUCACGCCCCCCGAACUCCACAUCACCGAAGACUACAACAUCCGCGCCCUCCUCGCUGAAAUUCACUCCCAACGUCUCACCGCGGAGGAAGUCACUCGCGCUUUCUGCAAGCGCGCCGCCAUUGCCCACCAACUCACCCGUUGUCUCACCGAACCGCUCUUCACACAAGCGCUCGACCGCGCCCGCACCCUCGACACCCACCUCCAAUCCACCUCCCGCCCCAUCGGUCCCCUCCACGGCCUCCCCAUCUCCAUCAAAGACACCUUCCACAUCACCAACGUCGACGCCACCAAUGGCCUCACCGCCCUGGCCUUCCACCCGGCCACGCGCGAUGCCGCCCUCGUGACCCUCCUCCAAUCCCUCGGCGCCAUCAUCAUCACCAAAACCAACGUCCCCCAAACAGUCGGCACUCUCGACACCUGCAACCACCUCGUCGGCCGCACCCUCAACCCCCUCAACCGCCGUCUCACCGUCGGCGGCAGCACCGGCGGCGAAGCCGCCCUCCUGGCCCUCUGCGGCUCUAUGAUCGGCUUCGGCACCGAUAUCGGUGGCAGCGUGCGCAUUCCCCCAAUGUGUACGGGCUUGUAUGGCUUCAAGCCCAGUCAAGGUCGUCUGCCGUACGGCGGACAGCAGGACGCGGGACAUAUCCCCGCCAAAGGACGGAUCGGGCUACAACCCGUGGCCGGGCCAUUGGCGCGGUCAGUGGAGGAUAUAGGAUUCGUGAUGGGGGAGAUCGUUCCCCGAGCGGAGCUGUUCGGGGAAGAUUGUAUCCCAGGGACUUGGGGACCAACAUCACCCUUAUCAAACCCCUCGAAACCGAAAUUGAGAGUCGGGGUCCUCCGCUCAGAUGGAAUCGUGGAACCUCUUCCCCCCAUCGCGAAGGUAUUGGACGAAGUCGCGCGAAUCCUGCGCCGCACGCCGGGCGUAGAAGUCGUGGAGGUUCCCGUUCCUCCAGCCCUGAGCAAAUGCCAGGGUCUUGCGAACAAAUUGAUGGGGAUUGACGGCGGCGGGCUCAUGAUGGAUUUGCUUGAGAAAACGGGCGAGCCGCUUACACCCUGGUUGAAGGGCCGGAUCGGACGGAGAAAGGAGAUCACGGUGUCCGAGCUGGGCCAGCUGCAAAUGCAGCGGGCGCAGCUGGAGAGGGCGAUGAUGCGCAUGUGGACGCUAAAUGCAGCCGAUGAGACGCGACGGAUCGAUGCGAUCAUCCAUCCCGUGGCACCACAUCCGGUCCCUGAAAUGGACCGCUACAAUGCCAUCGGGUAUACCUCGUCGUGGGUGCUGUUGGAUUAUCCGGCGGGGGUGGUGCCCGUGCGGACGUUCCGGGAGGAUGAUCUCGAGCUGGGGCGGGAGAUGACCAUCCCUGUGGGAGGGCGCUGGGAUGAGGCGAAUCGGAAGCUGUGGACCGAGACCACCGUCGACCGACGGGUGUAUCUGGAUUCGCCGCUGAGCGUGCAGGUCAUCACGCCCAAGCAGCAUGAUUAUGACCUCUACCGGGCGAUGCAGAUCAUCGACCAGGCGAUUCGAUCCGAGUCCACUAAGGGAACAGAAACGGCCAAGCUAUAGCCCCCCUUCUUCUCCCCAGGGAUCUCUUAUGUACAUACAUGACUAUAGAUUUGUAUCUUCACGGAAUA
Messenger RNA from Aspergillus ibericus CBS 121593, 1825 nucleotides. RefSeq names its product putative general amidase. The coding region runs from base 12 to 1757 and encodes 581 amino acids. The transcript is spliced from 3 exons. The record is from RefSeq and is a predicted model, not a curated record. NCBI's taxonomy places the organism in Eukaryota, Fungi, Ascomycota, Eurotiomycetes, Eurotiales, Aspergillaceae.